Otolemur garnettii (small-eared galago) is the source of this 1567-nucleotide messenger RNA. It is a transcript of the gene BLID, whose product is annotated as BH3-like motif containing, cell death inducer. NCBI's taxonomy places the organism in Eukaryota, Metazoa, Chordata, Mammalia, Primates, Galagidae. The record is from RefSeq and is a predicted model, not a curated record.
CUCCUACAGAAUGGGGAUUCCAUUUUCCUUUCAUUAUGUGCCUUGGAACAAUCUUUCAUCCUUGAGUCCAGAACCUUUCAUUAUUAUCACCAUUUUACGGAUCAAGAAUCUGAAGUUCAGUAAGGUUAUACAAGUUCAAGUUCAAGUUCACAGAGUUAUUAGUAACAGAUCUGGGUUUCAGAUCUAUAGUAAGUAAUUCCAUCAUCCACAUUCUUGGUUGUCCAUUUGGUUUUCAGUAAGACACUUGAUGGAUCUUCCUGAGUUACCUUCACACUUUGCGGGAAUAGAACAUUCUGUGGUUCCUCUUAUUGAGUGGUACAGGUCCCUCUGCAGUUCAGAAAUGCUGAAAGUGUUCCCUGGAUACUUGUUCCGCCUCUAGCAUGAAAUAUACAGAAGGAACAAUGAAGACCCCAAAGAGACUCUGUUCUCAAAGUAGGCUGCGUAAUUCCCUGUUGUCUUCUCACUGUCCUGCAGGAGCCUUUUUUCUACAACCUUGAUGUUCUGUUCUUUUGAUGGUAUCAGAUGCGGCCAUUAUGGUUGUGGUUAACUGGGGGCAUCACUGGCUCCUGAGUUCCCACCCAGAAAGUAUUAGGGUAAAUCAAAGUGGCCAAGUCCAUGAUAACACAAGUGAUGUCUAUGGCUUGUGUGAAGGAGAAGGAUCUGACAGCUCAUCUUACAUUUGUGUAUGUUGCAUAUUGGUUUUCUUUAGCGAGGUCUGUGGGCUAACUUGUGUAAGACAGAAGAUGUUAUUCUGUAUGGAGAUAAGAGAGCAGAGGAUGAAAUAAAUACCUGACCCCUCAGAGGAUGUUUUCAGUUAAAGAGUUUCUGAGUAGCCACUUGAAAUAAAGGAAAUUUCCAGGAAUAGAAGGAGGUGGGAAGAAAUAAAGGGCAGAAUAUUACCACUUCCUUGUUUCCACUAAAGGGCCUGCUUAGGCAAAGCACAGUCUGUAUGACAGCUGCCUUAUAAAAACUUGCUGAGUGAAUGGAUGAAUGUUAAAUUCUGGACUUUCUUACAUGGUAGCUUCCAAUUGCGGCGAAGUUGUUCCAGCUGGGUGCCAUAGAGGGCCAGGACAUAGCACACCUUUCUUUUAGAUCCUAGAAGCUAGGAUGUAUGAUCUACACUGCUUGGAUAAGAUGAGCCUCUGGCAGUUCCGUUUAUCCAGAGGCAAAAGGAUGCCUACAACUAGAGCAGUCUUUUGGGUUCCAACAAAGAACAUGUAUAUUGCCUAAGGAAACAAUGCUUCCUCUUAUAAGGUGCACUGGCUCCUCUGCUCUGAAGAGGGCUGUUCCUGGAAAUGUGCUCUAGAGACCUUCCUAUUUAAGCAGGAUACAAAUUGCAUUGUUAUGCAAUUCCCCUGCUGAGGGCCUGAAAAGAGUGAGUUGGGACAGAUACAGCAAGAUAUUAGGGCAGAUUUCCCCCAUUAUUCUUGUUGCAUGGCACAGAAGGGAACUUGAUUUCCAGGAGAUGACCCAAUUUUUAGCAUACUUUUCUACCCAUUUUACCCGUAACUCUCCCAAAUUUGGUUGGAACUGUACAGAGAAACAAUAAAAUUAAAAAAGAUAAACU